AUGACUAGGAUUUACUCUCAAGCAUCUUGUGUCAUUGCGUGGACUGGUGAUUUUGCGGAUAACAGUGACGAGGCUGUGAACAUUAUCAAAGCCCUAGGGAGGCUUCUGACGCAUGCCGACUUGGACGAGAUAUACCGGGUUGAAGGAGAGAAUCUGCUAGGCCGUCUCGACAGAAUAGGAUUCCGCACGACGGAAAUGCCAUGGGACGCUCUCUGGGCAUUCUUCGAGCGGCCAUACUGGAGCCGAGUAUGGGUGAUCCAAGAACUAGCCGUCCGAGGAAUAGAAACAUGGCCCUGUACAUUCUAUUGCGGCGCCUCAAGAUUCGAUAUGAGAGAAUAUGCACUCACUUGUGGCUUACUAAUUUACCUGUUCUUGGAGUCAGGGAAAAUGAUCGACUUUGCUACAGGCGAGGUGCCAGAACCAUUAGGUUCCAUGUUUCGCCGAAACAACGGCCACCCUCCAGGAGUCAACAUGCUACAGGUGAUAUCAGCCUUCAAUGGGGCGAUCACGAGAGCUGAUCCGCCUAAGAUACAGUUCCUGCUUUACGUUACCAGAAAUUACCAGGCCACAGAUGAAAGAGACAAGCUCUACGCUUUGUUGGGCUUGGCACGGAAUGAAGACCAAAUCUUCCUGCCCAAUUAUUCAAGACCGCUUCGCAGAACAAUGAUGGAGUUUGUCAAAUUCUUGGUCGAGCGAGAUAAGGAUUUGAGAUAUCUUGAGAUCAACAUGAACAGAAGAACCAUCUGCUCAUCUGUCCCGAGCUGGACAUUUGAAGUUCACAGUCAACACCAUGCUCUCGACAUGUGGGGGACCAUGUUGUUCGACGACCAAACUUGGCAGGCAUCGAAAGGAGUGGAUACGGACGUGCAAUUCGAUAUGGAAACGGAAUCAAUGAUUGUCACGGGUGUUCCAAUAGGCAAUAUUGGAUUUGUCAUCGGGCCGAUGCGAGACCUAGAGAAACUCCCUCCCGGCAGCAAUCCAGCCAACUUCAGGCAGCUAGUCGAGGACCUCGGUCAGGGUGAAUUUGUGAGCAGCCUAAUGGCGUAUGCAUCGAGCCUAUACGGAGACGCAUUCGAGACCUUUUGGCGAACACUCAUCCUGGACUUGGAUUCGGACGCACCCUUUGGGGUGAACAUCUCUCCUGCCCGUGACGAGUUCGGUGUGAGGGGCCGGGUAUACCUCACAAAGGAAGCGCUGCCCGCGGGAUUUCUACCCGAUAUUCCCUUUCAUAUGAGAUACAAGGAGUAUACAAGGCCGUUCUAUGAAAAAGCAGGCAGAGCCCUUAGUAAUCGCACGUUUUUCACAACUGAGAAUGGGUUUUCAGGCGUUGGGCCGUACGACACCCAACCUGAAGACGUGGUUGUUGUGCUCUACGGCUCACGGCGAUGCACAGUUUUGCGCCCCGAUGGGGAUUUCUACCGGGUCGUAGGCGACGCAUAUGUGUACGGAGCAAUGAGGGGCGAAAUGGUACAAGGUCUGGAUGUUGAUGAGAGGGUCUAUGUGCUCCGAUAA
Molecule: messenger RNA, 1512 nt
Organism: Clonostachys byssicola
Lineage: Eukaryota; Fungi; Ascomycota; Sordariomycetes; Hypocreales; Bionectriaceae
Source: the annotation of a GenBank genome assembly